This is a messenger RNA of Kuraishia capsulata CBS 1993, 2127 nucleotides long. RefSeq lists its product as uncharacterized. Gene Ontology annotation, cellular component: mitochondrion. The record is from RefSeq and is a predicted model, not a curated record. Lineage: Eukaryota; Fungi; Ascomycota; Pichiomycetes; Pichiales; Pichiaceae. The coding region runs from base 1 to 2127 and encodes 708 amino acids. The transcript has a single exon. Gene Ontology annotation, biological process: protein phosphorylation. Gene Ontology annotation, molecular function: ATP binding; protein kinase activity.
AUGAUACGAAGAAUUGGGCUGUCGGGUCCCGUUGGAGUCAUUAGUCAAGUCUCCAGACAGAUUUCCGGCCCGAAAUUUCCUAGGUUCGGGGCUUCAGUGCCUAUUAGAUUGAAUUCCACCGGAGCUAGGCAACGGGUUAGACCGAAGCUCUUAUCACCAAUUGCGAUAGCUGUCGGUUCCUCGGUGGUAGUAUCGUCGUUAUUUUUCUCUGACCUGGUGUUUAAUGAUGCUCCCAAACUGCAUAGUGGAUCUUUCAAGCGCGGAGAUCUCCUCACCAACAAACACGAACUGGUCCCGGAUGAGGAGGGAGAUACGUUUGAGUCAGGACUAUAUAUAUCGUCUCAGAAGGAAAUAGACGAGCAAGAGAGGCUGGCGAGAGAACAUGAUACUCAGAUCUCGCGCUGGAGGCUUUUCCAUCGAGUCAGAUACUUUUUCUUGGACAAACUGUGGGAUCCGUUUGUCACGGUGUGUCGGUUCAUGGAAUUGACCUUCAUCUUCCUUCCCGUGGUAUUGCUCUUUCCAAUCACUUUCUUUGGCCACAAGAAUAAUUCCAGAGGUGAUGUAAGGGCGGGUAAUAUACUCUGGUACAAAUACAUUCGUCUGGCUGCCGAACUUGGAGGUGCUAGUUUCAUCAAGCUUGGUCAGUGGGCAGCUUCCAGAACUGAUAUCUUCCCGGAUGAACUGUGCAACGAGCUCAGCUCUCUGCACUCAAAUGCAACCCCUCACUCUUUCAAACAAACGAAGCGUAUCAUCUGUGAAACUUUCAACGGAAUGGCAUUCGAGGAUAUCUUUGAAGAGUUCCAAGAGCACCCUGUAGGAUGUGGUGCAAUUGCACAGGUUUACUAUGGUAAACUCAAGCCUGAGCUUUUAAGGAACUACGACGUGACCUCUUCAUCAAAAUCCGAUGGAAGCGAAUAUAUUUCGAACGACGAACCCAAACAUAUGGAAUGGGUAGCCGUUAAGGUGGUACAUCCCAACGUGGAAAUCAAGAUAGAGCGCGAUCUUAGGAUCAUGAGAUUCUUUGCCAACCUCAUAAAUUUCAUUCCCACGAUGGAGUGGCUGUCUUUGCCCGAUGAAGUUGAACAGUUCUCCGUGCUCAUGAAAAUGCAACUGGAUCUCAGAAUCGAAGGACACAAUCUGGUGAGAUUCCACGAAAAGUUCAAGGACAGGCACGAUAUCAAAUUUCCCAAACCAUAUUUGAAAUUCAGCGGACGUGAGGUUCUUGUAGAAGAGCGAAUCGUGGGACUUUCAAUGGGUGAUAUGCUCGAACUGAAAUCCAAUUUUGGAAAGGGGCUAUCAAAGGAACUGAGCGACAAACUGCUGGAUGCAUUCUUGCAGAUGCUCAUUCUGGACAACUUUGUCCAUGCCGAUUUGCACCCCGGAAACAUGUUUAUACGAUUCUAUAAGGGUGACUCUAGACAUUUCCCUGGAGAACCGCAUACCAUGCCCAGACUGUCUUCUGAGUCGGAGAUGGACCAACUGGCAUUGAGCCUUCAUGAACUGAGCAGAACCGAACCAUCAAAACUCCAAAAGGAAAUGGAGAGACUCUAUGACGAAGGAUAUCAUGUAGAGGUGUGUUUCAUAGAUGCUGGGUUGGUGACUGAGCUGAAUGAAACCGACAGAGUCAACUUUAUCGGGCUGUUCAACGCAUUGUCUGAGUUUGAUGGAUACAGAGCUGGUGAGUUGAUGAUAGAAAGAUCCAGAACACCUGAAACUGCCAUAGAUAAAGAAGUCUUUGCUCUGAAGGUGGAAAGGCUGGUUGAUAGAAUCAAACAGAGGACCUUCACCCUGGGAAGCGUCUCCAUUGGUGACUUGCUGGACCAGGUAUUGGGAAUGGUGAGGCAGCACCAUGUGAGAAUGGAGGGCGACUUUGUGACUGUGGUAGUGGCAAUUUUGCUGCUGGAAGGAAUUGGAAGACAGUUGGAUCCAAAUCUAGAUCUGUUCGCUAGUGCGCUCCCAGUUUUGAGACAGCUCGGUCUUCAAGACGGAAGAAUGAUCUUGAAGAACGGCGACAAAAUUUCGAUGCUGAAGGUGUGGCUUGCCUUGGAAGUGAGACAGUUUAUUCAUGCUUCGAUACAAGAUGUUCAUAAACUUGUGAAAUCAGAUGGGUUAAGUCCAAACUACUGA